AUGGCAAUAGCAUGGACGACCACCAUCAUCUCCUCUACCAUAAUCAUCAUGCUCUUUUCCUCAGCCACCACUGCUCAGACCAACAACGACAAUGGUGGCAAACCCAAGAGGACCCAUUUCAUUGUUGAAGCAUGCAAAAAUGCUUCAAUCAACUCCUCUGAAUACCGUCACGUCACAAAAGAAUUCUGCGUCUCGACCCUCCAGCAGGACAAGCGGAGUGAUGAGGCAAAGGACCUUCAUGACCUGGCCCUCAUUGGUGUAGACAUUCUGAAGGGACAUAUCAUUGCCGCAAGUGGCAAGGUCAAAGAAAUGAUGCACAGUGCCAUGAAUGGCACAUCAACAGCACAACGCCUCAGAUUGUGUGAGAUGGACUAUGAUGCCGCGGUGACCAUCCUCAAAGUCUGCAACACCAUGCUCAAGGACUACCGCGGUCCCAAAGGUGGUGAAAAAGUUGGACCACCUUCCUUUUAUUUACCCGACUGUGUGGAUAAGGCAUCCGGCUUUGUCAACUACUGUGAGCAUGAGCUUGUUGAUAUGCCUGGGCAGGAAGCGUUGUACAAAGAAAGUAUUGAGCUCUGCAAGCUGGGCGACCUCAAUGUUGCCUUGAUGCAACCAUAUUGGGAUUUCACCCAAAAUUAG
Messenger RNA from Triticum turgidum subsp. durum (durum wheat), 639 nucleotides. NCBI's taxonomy places the organism in Eukaryota, Viridiplantae, Streptophyta, Magnoliopsida, Poales, Poaceae. The record is from the annotation of a GenBank genome assembly.